Molecule: messenger RNA, 4604 nt
Organism: Cyprinodon tularosa
Lineage: Eukaryota; Metazoa; Chordata; Actinopteri; Cyprinodontiformes; Cyprinodontidae
Product: CD109 antigen-like
Exons: 32
Coding region: 178-4368 (1396 amino acids)
Cellular component (GO): extracellular region
Molecular function (GO): endopeptidase inhibitor activity
Source: RefSeq, a predicted model, not a curated record
CGGUCUGCCUGUCAGUUUGUCAAAGAAUCGUUGUGCAACAACAUGAGUGUGACUUGUGGUGAGCGUUGGGGCAGGUGUUGAAGCGGUGUCCCUCGGAAGGUCAGACGGGUUUUCUUAAACACAGUUAGGGAAAGAGAAACUGAAGUUGAAAUUGUAAAUGAGAUCGACAUCGGCAACAUGAAAAGAAUCUGGACCCUCCUUCUAUCUUUUGCUGUUUCUGGCUUCACCCAAGAUACACACAAUUUUGGUUCACCACUGUUUUUGAUCUCUGGUCCAGAGGUCCUCCAUGCUGGUGUACCCACUUCCUUUGCUGUCACGGUUUUUACCGACUUCCCUGGUAAUUUCACAGCUGAGUUGGCACAUGGAAACACUACAGUAACCAAAACAGAGGACUUCCAAGGAGGUGCCACCUUUGUCCUCAUACUUCCACCUUUUCCUGGCUCCUUACCACAAAAUUCGCUAUUAAACUUAACAGUGUGGGGUUACAGGGAGAAUCGCCUCAUUUUUACAAACACUACUACCCUCCUCUUCAACCUGCGGACGGUUACCUCCUUCAUACAAACUGACAGAUCAAGCUAUGAGCUUGGGGACACUGUCAAAGUCAGGGUGGUCUCUUUCCAUCUGGAUAAUAAACCAUACACAGGCAAAGUGGGAAUUUCACUACUGGAUCCCAGGGGGAAACCUGUUGAUGACUGGAGCUCCUCUGGGAAUUUCGGGAUUGUCUUCAAAGAAUUUACUUUACCCCAGUCCUCUCAUCUCGGGCAGUGGGUGAUCACAACAACAGUGAAUGGAAUAACGGAUGAGAAAUCCUUCGUUGUUGAGCAUCACGAUGCGCAGCCUCGUCCAUUUGAUGUGAUGGUAAAAACAUCCUCUCGAGUCCUUCUUGGUGAUAACAUCUCUGGAUCAGUGAGAGCACUUUAUCCUGAUGGACAACCUGUUCGUGGCACAUUAGUUGUUACCCUGAAGCCUUUUAUAAGCAACAGAACCUCUCCAUCUCUGCAGACCCAAACCAAGCAGAUCUAUGGGUCAGCACAGUUUUUAUUCAGCAGAGAUCACCUUCAGUCUCUGUACUCCUCCUCAGCAACUAGCAAUAGAAGUCACGUUCUAUACAUUGCUGCCCAGAUCAAUGAUAACUCCACAGGACAUACCGUGGACAAAACCAUGGAAGUCCAUAUAUUGCAAAACAAAUUCCAGCUCAUGUUUCUCAACUUCCCAUCAACUUUAAAGCCAUCCCUAAACUUCUCAGCAAAUCUUCGGAUUGUCAGAUAUGACAGAAAGUCUCUCAGCUCGUUGGAUUUGAAGCACUCUGCUGUGGUUCAGAUCACACAGAAAACCUCUUCAAUAAACUCAACAACCAUGAGUCUAACUCUGCCUGUGCCUGAGAAUGGCAAUGUACUCAUCCAGUUUAAAUUACAAGAUCGAGUAGAGAUGCUCUACUUACAGGCUCAAUUCCAGUCCAUUGUGGAGACCCUGACGGUGUACACCAACUACUCCUCUCCUACUGGCUCAUAUGUUCAAAUCCGCUCUGUCAACAGAUUUCCCACACAGGUUGGAUUGCCACUUCGGCUUAAUGUGGAGAGUACCAUCAAACUGGAGAAACUCCAUUUUGUGGUGUUCUCUAAAGGUCAGAUGGUAGCUGCUGGGACUAAAAGCUUUUCUUCGUCCAUUGCUCUCACGCCAGAGCUUUCCUGGUACCCUGAGGCCUGUGUCAUGGUCUACUAUAACACCUCAGAUGGGGAAAUUACCAGUGACACAACCUACAUUUCUAUCCAACAGUACAACCAUGUAACCCUAAACUGGAGCAGUAAGUGGGCCAAACCAGGUGAGCAGGUAUCGCUGACUGUGACUGCCAGUGAAUCCAGGUUUCAAGUAGGAAUAACAGUCACAGCGAUGGAAAAUGAUGCCCUGCAGUCUGAUCUGGAUCAAAGAGCUGAAAAGUUCUUGCAGAGAUGUAAUCCGAAGACGGUGACCAAUGCAAGAUUGUUUAUGAAAAGCCAAACAGAUGCUGCUAAAACUGGUGCACAUAAAAACAACGGGUUAAUUUUACAAUACUGGAGGCACUGGGCGGAGUUUGCUGAAUCUCUGCUUUGGUUGGACAGAAAUGUCAGUGAUAAAAGCUGGACCACUGGGAAAAUAACAGUACCUGAUGGUAUCAGCUCUUUAGGAGCUGUAGCGCUGGUAAUGUCAGAAAAGUUUGGUUUGGGUUUCACUCCUGUCCCAGAAAAGCUGACCAUAUCCAAAGAUUUCUCUCUGUCCCUUGUUGCACCGUCACAAAUCAUCAUAGGGGAGGACUUUGUGCUGGAAGUAAACGUCAUCAACCAUUUAGAGCAAGACAUUGAGGUGAUUGUGUUGGUAGCACAGAGUGAGGCUUUUCAGUUUCCUCUAAUGGAGCGCAGGGGAGCAUCCGUCAUCAAUGCCCAACCACUUAACCUGAGGAGUCAUAAGUCUGCCUCAGUCUUAUUCCCUAUCAGGGCCGUGGUUGUUGGCGAGAUAGAAGUAUCUGUGGACGCUGUGUCUGCAGAGUCUUCAGAUAGUCUUGUUAGAACAAUAUUGGUGAAGAAUAGAGGAGUUGAACAGACCUUCUCUCACACUCUGUUCCUGGAAGUGGCACCAAGGCAUCUGAACUCUUCUACGUCCGUUUCCUUCUCUUUUCCAUCUAAUCUAGUACCAGGAAGCCAGAGGGCUCAUAUAGCACUAGUUGGUGAUAUCUUGGCAUUAUCAAUGGAACAUUUGGAUUCUUUGGUUCAGCUUCCUACGGGGUGUGGAGAGCAGAACAUGAUCCGCUUUGCUCCGAGUCUCUAUUUUCUCCAGUACCUGGAGAAGUCAGCCCAGGAUGAUGCAGGGAUACGCAGCAAAGCUCUUAGCUACAUGAUAGAAGGUUAUGAGAAACAACUCUCUUACCAAAGAGAUGACGGUUCAUUCAGUGCUUUUGGAAAAAGUGACAUGUCAGGUAGCAUCUGGCUGACAGCCUUUGUGCUGCGAUGCUUCCUCCAGGCUCAGUCCUACAUGUUGAUAGAUCAUACAGUCUUAACUAAGGCCACAGCCUGGCUCUUGAAACAUCAAGGUUCCCAAGGAGAGUUUACUGAGGUUGGCAAGAUUAUCCACACCAACAUGCAAGAGGGGCCAGAUGAUAGCCCAGAGGCUCUCACUGCUUAUGUACUUGUGGCAUUUCUGGAGGACAGGGACCAUUCUGAAAUGUAUGCAGAUGAAAUUUCUCUGGGUCUAAGAUACCUGGAGAGUAAAGUGUCCAGUGGUGUGGUCAGCAACUACAGUCUGUGUUUGGUGGCUUAUGCUCUAGCUCUGGCCAACAGUCCUGUUCUGGAAGAAGUGCUCUCAGAGCUUAACCGGAGAGCUGAUAAGAAAGAUGGUGUGAUGAUGUGGACAAUCUCUGAAGCCUUGCUAUCCAACAACCAGCGGCAAAGUUCAGCACAGAUUGAGAUGGCCUCGUAUGUGCUGCUCGCUCGGUUUAUGCGCGGCAACUUCCUUGAAGGUAUCCCACUCAUGAAGUGGUUGAGUACUCAGAGGAACCAUCUAGGUGGAUUUGGAACGACUCAGGACACAGUAAUUGCCCUCCAGGCCCUUUCUUAUUACGCUGCAUUCAGUGGCGCAAAUGCCAUCAACCUAAGGUUUAACGUAUCGUCGCCGUCAUCUUCAACUGCAAUGUUAUUUAACAUUAACUCAACUAACUAUCGGGUUUAUCAAAGCCAAGAGAUUAACCCUGACAAUGAACUACCUUUGAAUAUUUUCAUGGAAGGAAGAGGGUUUGCCAUAUUUCAGCUGAACAUCUUUUACAACGUGAACAGCACACACAACACCAAGCCAAUACCAGAUGAUGAUGCCUUCACAUUAGAUGUUAAUCUCUAUAAAAGGGAGCCCGGUGGUGUAAUGUUGUCUGUAUGCACAAGGUUGAAGGAAAAUCAGCCAAUAGAUCGUACAGGUAUGGCUAUAUUGGAUGUGGGGAUACUAAGUGGUUUCAUUCUUGCUCCUGAAGAUGCGAUCUCUGAUACUUCCAUUAUGAAAGUGGACAGAACACCUGAAGGUGUCAUACUGUACCUGGAUUCUGUCACCAAGGAAGAGAUUUGCUAUAAAUUUCCUUUUCUAAGAAACUCUAAAGUGGCCCGUGUAAAGGAUGGGGUGCUGCAGGUUUAUGACUACUAUGAACCAACAAGGAAAACUGUAAGAACAUACAAUGCAGAUAGUCUUCGUGACCUGGACAUCUGCUCUUUCUGUGGCAGAAACUGUGAGAAAUGCACUCCUGGAAUCACCAUCGCUGUGACUUCCCCUCUGUUAUCUCACUCAAAAAGCUCUGCUUCUUGCAGCUUGACUUUCCAGUUUGUUGGAAUAAUUGUUCUGCUUCUCUCCAUCUGAAAAGAUAAAUGUUAACAUUCAUCCAGUGCAUGUUUGUGUUAGACAAACACUGGAAAGUUGAUUCUCAUAUUGAAAGAACUGUUUGCAAGCUGCUGUUUUUUUGCUGCAUGCUCUUGCACCCUCUACUGUUUUCAAUCGGCUUUGCAUUUAUUUAUGAAAAGGAACAAAUCCAUGACAAAUAAUGAAUCAAGGCAGCUCAUCUUUUUAGUUAUUACAUUAAUAAACAGAAAAAAAUC